CUGGUGUAUUAUGAAGUGACUGGAUGGGCAGAUAUGUCCUUCCAUUGUCAAUUCUAUCCCCAUUCUAGCCUCCUCACUCAGCCUCUCUCCCAGCCUGUGACUGGUAAAAUAAAAGUAACCUUUGUUUUCUUUUGGUUAUUUCUCUCUGACCACCCUCUCUCCUCAUUGGCCUUUUCGCACCCACUGGAUUUGAAAUAUUUAAAUCUUCAAUCGUGAUUUUAUAUAUAUAUAUAUAUAGGGGGGAGAGAGAGAUUGUGUUUAAUUAGCUUCAACUAGAUUUUGGGUUUUCUGGGUAAUAGCAAGUAGUCUUAUGAGCUGAUUCUCCUGGGUCUUAGGUAGGGUUUAAGGUGUGUUUGGAAAUUGAGAAAACGAAUCAAAAAGAGAGAAAAUAAAAAAGAGGGAAAAGAGGGGUCUUUUUCUCAAAUACUACUAUAAAUUUACACAGAUCCCUAUGGAAUGAGGGGUGCUACCCAGCAUUUGCUUGCUGAAAAUUCAUUCUUUUUGUAUUAGUUUUUAAAACCCUUUAAAAGGGACUAGUUUUUGUUCUUUGUGGGGGAUGAGAAUGAUGAUGUGCAUAGAUUGAAGCGAGUUUUGUGCUCGGCUCCGAGAACAAAAGCAGGAGAGAGAAAGAAAAUAGAGGAAGAAGAUGAAGUCUACAAAUGACAACAACAAUGGCAGCAAUAGUCAUAAUAACAACUGGUUGGGUUUCUCUCUCUCACCCCACAUGAAAAUGGAGGUUUCUUCAAACCCUCAUCAUCAGUACAGUCAUCAUCUUCAUCAACCUCAGCAAGUUCUUCCUUCUAGCUUCUAUAUCUCCCCUUUUUCACACCUCAACAGCGCUGCAAUCUGUUAUGGGGUUGGAGAAAAUGGUGGCUUUCACUCACCCUUGUCUGUAAUGCCUCUCAAGUCAGAUGGAUCUCUCUGUAUCAUGGAAGCUCUCAGUAGAUCACAACCACCACCACCACCACCACAAGGUAUGGUGCCAAACACUUCCCCUAAACUUGAGGACUUUCUUGGUGGUGCAACAAUGGCAGCCCACCACCAAUACAGUACCCAUGAGAGAGAAGCAAUGGCUCUAAGCUUAGACAGCAUGUACUACCACCACCAAAAUGCCGAUCGACAAACCAACAGGCAACAACAACAGCAAGAGAUGGAUGAAGUUCAACAACCCCACCAUUAUUACUAUGGACUCUCAUGCAAUGAUGGGUUGUACCAACAGACACCAUUGGAGGAGCAGAGAGAAGAAGAAACCAGGGAGACCCAACUUGCAGACUCAGAUAAUACCCAGAUCAGUGCUUGCCUGAAAAAUUGGAUUGUGGUGGAGGAUUGUGGUGGCGCGUGUGGGUCAGGUGGUGGUGCAGUGGCUGGUUGUGGGGAUUUACAGUCUCUGAGCUUGUCAAUGAGUCCUGGUUCUCAGUCAAGCUGUGUCACAGCUCCAACCCAGAUCUCACCUACUGGAACUGAGUCCACAGUCAUGGAAACCAAGAAGAGAGGGUCUGCAAAAGUUGCUCUGAAGCAACCUGUUCAUAGGAAGUCUAUUGACACAUUUGGGCAGAGAACCUCUCAGUAUAGAGGUGUUACAAGACAUAGAUGGACUGGUAGGUAUGAAGCUCAUUUGUGGGACAAUAGUUGCAAGAAGGAAGGACAGACCAGGAAAGGAAGGCAAGUUUAUCUGGGAGGUUAUGAUAUGGAAGAGAAAGCUGCAAGGGCUUAUGAUCUUGCCGCGCUUAAAUACUGGGGGCCCUCGACCCAUAUUAACUUCCCAUUGGAGAAAUACCAAGAACAACUUGAGGAGAUGAAGAACAUGACCCGCCAAGAAUAUGUUGCUCACUUAAGAAGGAAAAGUAGUGGAUUCUCUAGGGGGGCUUCGAUGUACAGAGGAGUAACAAGGCAUCAUCAGCAUGGAAGAUGGCAAGCUCGGAUUGGGAGAGUCGCUGGAAACAAGGACCUUUAUCUUGGGACUUUCAGCACUCAGGAGGAAGCUGCAGAAGCUUAUGACGUAGCAGCAAUCAAGUUCCGUGGAUCCAAUGCUGUGACGAACUUUGACGUAUCGCGUUACGACGUGGAAAGGAUCACAGCAAGCAAUACCCUGCUUGCCGGAGAUCUUGCUAGGCGAAACAAAGAGAGAGAGCCAAGCAAUGAAGUCAUCGAGUAUCACUCUUCGGGCCAAAACAAUGAAGACCUGCCUGUCCAGCCCGCGAGCAACAAUGCAAAUGUUUCGGAUUGGAAAAUGGUGUUUUAUCAAUCGCCACAACAACAGCAACAACAAAAUGUAAUUGUGGAUGAGAAACAGCUCUGUACAGGGAAUUAUCGGAGCUCUGCUUUCUCAAUGGCUUUGCAUGAUUUGAUCGGGAUCGAUUCAGUGAAUUCGAGCCAGCCGAUCAUGGAUGAUGAGUCAGCUAAGCUCGGGGCUCAUUUUUCAAAUACUUCCUCUUUGGUUACCAGCUUGAGCAGCUCAAGGGAAGCUAGCCCGGACAAAAAUAGCCCCUCUAUGUUCUUUGCAAAGCCUCCGUUGGCAGCGAAGUUCGUGGGCCCUGCUCCAACAAUCGGUUCUUGGAUUCCAUCAGCAGCAGCCCAGCUGAGGGCUGCUGCUCCUCUCACCAUGGCUCACUUGCCUGUUUUUGCUGCUUGGAAUGAUACCUAAAUGGUCUUCUCCCUAUGUUUGUUACACAAGAAAGUUUUGCAUGAACAAGAAAGAAAAAAAGAAAAAAAGAAAGAAAGAAAUUGGUGUUGGGUGGUGGAAAAAGGUUGAUGUAGGGUUUUGCUCUUUUUUUUUGGAUGGUCUUAGUUGGGUGAAGUGAAAUUGGGGGGAUCAAGUGGGGAGACAAUUGUGGGGACCUAGUUAUCUGUCUGUAACCCGAGUGCUGGGAAGCUUUUUUUUAUUUUUAUAAUCUAACUAAACCUUUUGGCUUUUGGCUCAUAUUGGAAUGAAGAUUUUGCAAAAUGGAGGGAAUGUUAAAGA
Camellia sinensis is the source of this 2962-nucleotide messenger RNA. RefSeq names its product AP2-like ethylene-responsive transcription factor ANT. Gene Ontology annotation, biological process: regulation of DNA-templated transcription. Gene Ontology annotation, molecular function: DNA-binding transcription factor activity; DNA binding. The record is from RefSeq and is a predicted model, not a curated record. Lineage: Eukaryota; Viridiplantae; Streptophyta; Magnoliopsida; Ericales; Theaceae.